This is a messenger RNA of Dromaius novaehollandiae (emu), 5352 nucleotides long. It is a transcript of the gene EFCAB5, whose product is annotated as EF-hand calcium binding domain 5. Lineage: Eukaryota; Metazoa; Chordata; Aves; Casuariiformes; Dromaiidae. Gene Ontology annotation, molecular function: calcium ion binding. The record is from RefSeq and is a predicted model, not a curated record. The transcript is spliced from 24 exons. The coding region runs from base 573 to 4832 and encodes 1419 amino acids.
CUGGCGCGCGCAUGCGCACCGCCGCGCGCCGGACCCUAACGGCCGCCAACCGCCGCGCUCCCCUCAGCGCCGGGCGGGCGGCUCGCGGGCGGGCGGACUCACCGAGGCGCAGGGGCUGGAGGUGGCGCUUGGGAAGUCUCCUGGGCAGAACAUUCUUUCAGGUUCUCACCUCUGUUUGUUACAGUCCCCAGUUUAGCCUGUAAUUCUGUGGAUUUGUGGCUGUUCUGGACUUCAUGAUCCUUAAAUCUGAAGUCAUGUGACACAAUGAUCUAAGUUCCGUACUGAAGAGUAUACUGGGCUGCCAAAGCCAAAAGACAACCUACAGCUAUUCUGAGUCGUGGAUGAGACAUAGCAACCUUUGGGAUUGUUGCUUAGCAACAGCAAACACACACAGAGGAGUAAAACUCACAGUCCAGCCCUACAGCAGGAUUGAGAAAUCCUUAAUUGAAUUUAAGUUUUUUAAUGGCUGAGAACAGAUGGGCAUGUAUUUAAAUUCCUAUUCAUUUGCAAAGCCACUCUGAAAGCAGGAGGAGUAAGAUCUAUUUUCAUACCUGCACCAAAGUGAAUGAAGUAUGGCGGCUCAGCCAGAAGAAGCAGCCCAAAUUCCAGGUCUAAAAUUCCCCAAACACGGAGAUAAGAAUAUGACUGUCACAGAAAUGAAGACAAAUCAGGGGAGUGAUGAGCUGCCAUGUCUUAGCAAUUACGCUCCAUGGAAAGAGUAUUUUUAUGAGAAGGUACAGCAGAGAACUCUGAGUCUGCAGGAGAUAAAGGUGAAGAUGAUUCAGGCACAAAAGGCAAAAGAAGAAAAGGUAAAAAAGAGAGAACCCUGUGACUGGCUGUCCAAGGAGUGGUUCAGUAAAGAGAACUACUCACUGGAUACUCGCAUCUAUUUGCUCGACAAACUCCUACCUACAUUAAUCCCAGGGGUGGAAAAGCUAUUAAUGGAAGUGGAAAGAAAGAAUGUGCUUGCAACAGACAAACACCCAACCAAAUUUGACCCCAUUAAUUUUCUUGGAGAAUAUCUGAUGAGGCAUAACCCCAAGUCUGGUAUUUUUACAAAACCAGGCCCAUACGUGAGAGGAAUGAAGAUGGUCACGGAGGAGCUAAAAACCGAGGUGCCAGCUACAACAUCAAACAGGUUGGCCAGGAUGAAGUUUGAGGCAAAGAGCAAACGUAAGCAAAGGGAGCAGGUGGAGAAUAUAAAGUCUCAAGUGAAAGAGAAGAGAAAGGAGGCUCUGGCGAUUCAAUUCAAAGAAUGGACAGUGGAUGUCAGUGGGAGAAUACCAAUCGCACUGGUUCAGAGUGCCCUGAGGUCAUUUCUGGAUGUCACUGCUGCUACUCCCAUAAGUGCGGGAAAAGCAAUCUAUGGCAGGAAGCUGGAAAUCGUAGACACGUUGGAAAAAAAAGUAAACAUAGAUGAAUUCACAGAGUAUGUCCAUUCUACCAUUGAAAACUUUUCAAGUGACAUGUUCCAGGAGCUCCUGAAGCAUCUCUGUCGGUGUGCUGAUGACUUCCGAGAAACCAUAAGACAUGACAUGUGGAGGCAAAUGUUUACUGAUCUCUUCCUAGAUUGUGAUUAUGGAAAGGUUGGUCUCUUAAAUAGGCAAAUAGUACUCGCCCUACUGGAAGAAUUUUGUGACAGAAGCCCUGUGAUUGCCAAGAGGGGAUUCUGUAACCCAAGACAAUGGCCAAUAGUUGAGCUGCAAGAGAUUGAGCUUGCAGAUUUAUGGGGAGGCCUUGAUGACCAGGAAAUUUGUGAGGAACUCAGUGAAAAGUCUGCACUGUCUCAAACAGAAAUUUCUGGGGGACAGACUUUAGCGUAUGAACCUGUAGGUGAUGAUAUACAAGGCACAUAUGGAAUGAGUACUACUGUCAGAGAAGAUCCUUUUGAACAACCGGACGUGAGUGAAGCUGGGACUAGAGGGGUUUCUAAGGAAGAAAAUCAAACAGCAACUGUGCUUCUGAAAACAGAAUCAAGUGAUGCGGAGGUAAGAGAGGAAAGUGAGGAUGGUGUGUCAAUGAUGAAAAGCACUGAUUUGGAACCUAGUGAUUUGGGUGGAGAUACAAUCCACACUGAAAAAUCUACUUUCUGUGGAGACACCAGAAUCGAGAUGCAAGCUGAGUCUGCAAGUGCAGAAAGCCAGGAAGAAUCCUUCCCAAGAUCAGCCUUUACUGGGGAUUGUGUCACGAGAGAUGAAGAACCUGGAUCUGAAAAACAGAUGGAGGAGGGUGAAUUCAGCCUGGAUAGAGAGCCAGUUCCAGAAACAAAUAUGGGAGAAGACUAUAUGAUCUUGGAUAGAGAACCUGGCACAGAAGGGCAAGUUAGACAGGAGAAAGACAAUUGGAUUGCAGAGCCAACCAAAACAAUUCCAAAACCAGCACCUGAAACUGCAAGCAUGACCUUGGAAGAAGGGGCUGUGGCUGAGAAAGAAACUUCUGCAAGAAAAGAGAGUUUUUCUAAUCAGCAUGACAACCAGUCUGGAAGACAGGCAAGCUCAGAGACAAGACGGCAGGCUGAAGACCUUUUGCAAGACCAGGAUAAAGGUCCAGCACUCUCAGCCAGAAAGGAUUCUCAAGCCAAAGUUAGCCAGGAGUUUGAAAAAGCAAGACAACUGAUAGAUGGGAUGCCAUGGUCAGGUGACCUUCUGACCUCUGACCUAAGUUUCAGGUAUAGCAGCUAUGGAGAGAGAAUUCCAGAGGACUGGAACUGUGAGAACUCUAGAUUUCCAGACUUGCGUCCCAUCAUGGCAGAGAUUCAGAGCCGUACUGCUUCUCCUAUUAGGAGUGCUUUUGAUGAAAGUUGCCUCAACCUGCCGCAGUUUGUCCAGCUCAUGGAGACAUUUGUUGGUAAAGGCACUUCUUUGCCUACUAUGAAGAGAUUUAUUGCAUUUAUCAGAGAAGAAUACAAACAGACAGAAGAGGAAAAAAUGGAACAACUAAAGAAGGUUCACCGCAGCUCUCUCUUGGCCCGAAGGAAACUGCUUUCGGAGGCACUUUUUGAAAAGUGGGACAACAAUGGAUGUGGGUUUCUGGACCUGAAAGAGGUAGAUGCUGUUCUAAGCACAUUCAAAGAAGGAAUGGAAAAAAAGGCCUUGAGGAAUGCAAAGAAACACCUUUGCUCAUGCUACCCACAGCCUAGCAGAAUGGGGAAACUGUCCCCACAGACAUUCCAGACUUAUCUUGAAUUAGUAGUUGCUGAGUUAACUGGGGAUGAGGAUGAAGUCAUUGAUAGCUUGGUGGAGUUUCUGACCGCAAGUGUGGAACGAAGUCACAUGGAGCACCUGCGACGCUUGGCCAGGAAGAAGUGGCUGCACAGUAUCCAGCAAGCAGCUGAGACCAGUGGAGCAAGCAUGGAACCAGUUUACAAAGCAGUGUUUAAGGUCCUCUCCCAGGAUGCAGAAGCCCAUGGGGAUAACAAGAAGAUCAGUGCAUAUAUUGCCCUUUUGGAAGAGAACCAGGUCUCACCAGAGCGAGGGCGGAUUCUCCUACAUUAUGUGGCAUGUACUGCAGAUGAUGCCCCAUAUGUCCUAAACCAGAUACUUUACAGGGACAUGGAAGGAGUAAGCUUUGCAGCUAUUGAAGAGGGGAAGCCAAUCCAUGUUCCGAGAGUUCAGCUCCAUGGAAACAUCCACUUCUGGAACUAUGACCGCCCAGUCGAGGAGAGAAGAGGUUCAUUCCUGGUACUGCCAUUGCAAGAUGCUCGCUGGAGAGUCUUUGGAAUUCUAGGACUUGACACACUUCAGGACGAGGGUGAGAAAACCAUCUUUCUGACCCAUGAGAUCAGUUUCUAUCAGGGAAUUUCUCAUGCAUUCAGCAAAGCCUACCACCAUGUCUGCACACUGGAAAACAUCCUGCAAGUGACGCUCACUGCUCUGGACUGGUUGUAUCCAAGAGCACCCAACAUCCACACUGUUAUUACAUAUCUGAUGGAGCCUGGCCAAGAUAAGACAUGUGACUAUGCUCUGCGGAAGGUGCUUACUACGGAUCAUAUAGGACAAAGAGAAAUUCAUACCUCUCCAGUUCUUCUCCUCAGAAAAGAGAACCUUUUAAGAGAUUACCUGUUUAAAUGCACAGACAGUUCACAGGUCAUUGGCACUUACGUCUGUGGAGAAUACCACUUUGCAAUACCUCUCCGUGAUCUAUCAGGAAAAGCUCUUGCGGUAUUAGAUCUCAGUAUUGGACAUCACCAGGAAUUACCACCCCAUGAACACAGAGACCUGCAGAAAAUGCUAAAGAUGGUCCAAGCUGCCUGCUCUGAGAUAUUGAAGAUGUCUUCAGGGGAAACAGAACCAAUCUGUGUACUGGAGGCAGAACACGCAGCAAGUUUGAGGCAUUCAGGAAUUCUUUUCCACCGGUUCAUGCUGCAGGACCUGCGUGAGUGUGUCCAGAAACUUAAAGCUGAGGACUUUGCUGAAAUAAAGAGCUAUGUAGAGCCUCCAGCUCUGGUACAUAACAUAGUAAAGGCUGUGCUGUUGCUUUUCUAUCCAAAGUGGAAGGGCUCAGAGAAGACUGAGAACUGGAGUCAGUGUAUACUGAAACUUGAUGACAAUUUGAUUCAGAAGAUUUACUGCUUUGAUCCAACUGCUGCAUCUGUGCAAGUUCAAGCAGAGGGGCUGCUGGACUGUAUCACCGGUAUACCUCGAGCAGACGUGUGGAAGCACGGCUCUGUGCCGGCUGAGUACCUGUACGACUGGGUAGGCACCUGCUUGUCACUGACAGCGCUCACCAAGAGCCUUCACGACACCAAGGUUCCAUCUUCAGCCACUGUGACACCAAAUUCCAGAGUUAAAUCAUUCAUUUUAUCAUCUAACUCUAGUGAUUCUGAUAGUUAAUAUUUUUUAUUAAAUUAACUGUUGUUUUACAUUUGUUAUGCAUUGCUACUAAAUAUUUUUGUUAAGAUGGUAGGAAGCCAGUUAGGAAUUUUUAAGAAAACUUAUUAAAAUAUUAAAGGGAACAAUUUUGCUAGUAUAGAUAUAUCUACUAAGCUUUAAAAGCUGCAUUAAAGUUUUUAUUAUUAUUAUUUCUGAUGAGAAAAGAGAAAAACAGGGAAAACAGUUUAUGUCUACCGAGCAGCAAGGUUCAUAAAUGAUACAGCAAAACUUUUCAAGAUUGGCUCUCCUUAAAUUACUUUUUAGGAAUAAUUUUAAAUAAAGGUUUUUAAUCAGCAUUUAAAAAAAAUCUCCUAAAUGUGGUGCAGAAAAGCCCUACGCUUUUAAUAUAGUAAAAAGAGCCUUCUUACUCGGGUGAAGCUUGAGAUUAUGGCCAAGUUUGCUGUCUGUAGCAAGAUUUCAUCUUUGCAAUAACGUUUCUUUUGGCAGAAUCACUUUUUUAAUAAAAUGUUGGGAAAUUAAA